Messenger RNA from Echinops telfairi (small Madagascar hedgehog), 957 nucleotides. Its product is annotated as olfactory receptor 10V1-like. Gene Ontology annotation, cellular component: membrane. The record is from RefSeq and is a predicted model, not a curated record. The transcript has a single exon. Gene Ontology annotation, biological process: G protein-coupled receptor signaling pathway. Gene Ontology annotation, molecular function: olfactory receptor activity; G protein-coupled receptor activity. The coding region runs from base 1 to 957 and encodes 318 amino acids. NCBI's taxonomy places the organism in Eukaryota, Metazoa, Chordata, Mammalia, Afrosoricida, Tenrecidae.
AUGUGCCAAUGUGGUUUUGUGGGGGAUGAAAACCAUACGGGAGAGAUCCAGUUCCGCUUUCAGCCAUUCUCACCUGUCCUGGAGGUACAGAUGUUCAUUUAUGUGACAUUCUUCUUGGUCUAUAUUGGCAGUCUCAUUGGUAAUGCCACAAUCUUUCUCACGGUCUGGGCUGAGCGUUCACUCCACACCCCCAUGUAUUUCUUCCUGGCCAACCUGGCAAUUCUGGAAAUAUUUUACUCUUCAACAGUCGCCCCUUUGGCCUUGGAAAGCAUCCUGACCAUGGGGAGAAUACCUAUUUCUUUCACUGGCUGUGGCACCCAGAUGUUCUUCUUUGUCUUCCUGGGCUGUGCUGACUGCAUCCUCUUGGGGAUCAUGGCUUAUGAUCGGCUCGUAGCCAUCCGGGAUCCCUUGUCUUACACUCUCAUCAUGAGAUGGCAGCUGUGUGCCCAGCUGGUAGGGGGAGCCCUGGUGAUGGGUUUCAUUCUAGCCUUAUUACUAACCAAUUUCAUUUUCCACCUGCCAUUUUGUGGCUACAACACAAUCACUCACUUCUACUGUGAUGUGCUUCCUAUCUUGCGCUUGGCAUGCGGAGAUAUGCAAAUGCCAGAAGCCAUGAUCUUCAUCACCAGUGUCAUCAUCCUCACCAUCCCCUUUUCCUUGAUCUCUAUCUCCUACGUCUUCAUUGUGUCCACCAUCCUGAGGAUGCGCUCAGCAGAGGGAAGGCACAAGGCCUUCUCUACUUGCUCUUCCCAUCUGACUGUGGUUCUCCUCCAAUAUGGCUGUUGCAGCCUCAUCUAUUUACGCCCCAGUUCUAGCUACAAUCCAGAAAUGGGACGUGCGGUUUCGGUUGUCUACACCUUCAUUACGCCCCUCUUGAACCCUUUGAUCUACAGUAUGAGAAACAAGGAGCUGAAAGAUGCACUCAACAAAGUAAUUAAAAGAUAUACACUGAUCUAG